UAUGAGUGAUAGUGAUGAUGAGUCAGUGAGGUGUCAGUGGUGGAGGAGGCAACACACGACUCGUCCGCUCUCUACACCAUGAACUGUCUUGUACUGGUAUUAGCUGCUCUCGUGGCUGUGGUCACUGGUGAGACUUGUACAGGUGCACAGGUAGAGGCUGUGGGGUUCACCUCCCAGGAUGCUACUAUUGUUACCAAGAUUGCUUACAUUGCUGACUUUACUCUCUCCUGUUCUAAUGGUGCUAAGGACAUUUCCUUGUAUGCUGAAACAGUUGAUGGCAUCGUUGGAGUAGCUCGUUCUGUUGAUGGGGUCAAGUACCAAGUGAGCUGGGUGGAGGAUGUAGCCACUGCAUCGUCCGGUGAGCGCCCCAUCAAACUGUACGACGAACAAGGUUAUGCCUCCCUCAGAAAGGCUCAGCGAGGGAGUGAGGACACCUCCAGCGUACAGGCAAUUGCUACCAUCAACCUGUAUCAUCCAGGCGCUUACAGGGGUCCAUGGGUUCAGUCCGAGACCAUGGCUAUCCUUGCUGCCAUCUUCAUUUACUACUAUGCUCUCACACAGAAGACCAGGCUCAUGGCUUAGUCCUUGAGCUAAACCUGAGAGGUGAAUCAAGUUUUGUGUUGGUCAUGGAGAAGUGUGAAUGUGACAAAGUUGUAUAAUAAUUAUUUAGAGCCAUUUCAUGUGUGAGGAGAAGUAUGUAUUGUAUUGUAAGUGUUAAUAAAUACUGUACUUUGUUAAA
Molecule: messenger RNA, 739 nt
Organism: Homarus americanus (American lobster)
Lineage: Eukaryota; Metazoa; Arthropoda; Malacostraca; Decapoda; Nephropidae
Gene: Tapdelta
Product: translocon-associated protein subunit delta-like
Exons: 6
Coding region: 79-582 (167 amino acids)
Cellular component (GO): endoplasmic reticulum; endomembrane system; membrane
Source: RefSeq, a predicted model, not a curated record